AUGGCAGACACAUGUGUUAAUAAAGGGAGUUGUGGCACUGAUGUUCCACUGUGGCUGAAUGGAACACAUCCAACAGUUCAGGAUGAAGUGGUCACUCGAAGUAUCUGUGGUACCAAUGGCAUUAACUGCUGCUAUUACCGGUCCACUCCGAUUAGAGUCAAAGCUUGUCCAGGAGGUUAUUAUGUCUAUGAGUUUGUGAAGCCAUUUCUUUGCCAUUCAGCAUACUGUGCAGCACCAGAUAUAUUCUACCCAUUUGGUUCAUCAGCAGGGGACACAAUAAAUCGUGUUACUGAUGAUGAUGGAGGCUCCUCUGUUAUUGCACUGUUGAGUCCAUUUCUGUUCUUUGGCCGCACAUACCAGCAGAUUUACGUUAACAAUAAUGGAUUACUCACGUUCAACCAAUAUUCUUCAGAGUUUGUUCCUUAUUUAUUUCCUGCUAAUGGAAGUCAAGAUAUAAUUGCUGGACUCUGGACUGACCUUGAUAACCGUCAGAGAGGAGUCAUCUCUCGUAAUCAGUACACUAAUGGAAGUGUUCUCACUCGUGCCACUCAGGAUAUAAACAAUUAUUUCCCAAAUCUGAACUUCACUGCUUCUUGGGUUUUUGUAGCAACAUGGAAUAAAGUUGCUUACUAUGCUUUAACCAACACAGAAGCAUCGUUUCAAGUGGUUUUAAUUUCAGACAGUAAUUACUCAUUCAUUCUGAUGAAUUAUGGAAAUAUUGCUGCAACAGUAUUUCCAGUGGAGGCUGGUUAUGACACGAUAAACUCAGCAAAUUACUUCGUGAUUCCUGGAUCAGACAGUGGAAGCUCCAUCGCAAACCUCAACACCUCCAGUAAUGUCAAUGUUCCAGGCCGAUGGGCCUUCAGGGUGGACGGUGGACCAGAAACAAACACAAAUGUCCCCUUUGACCCCUGCUAUAAAUAUACUGUACUGGAUGAUCCUCUGAGAUCCACAGACAAUCGAGAACUUAUCCUAAUUGAACAUGACUAUUUUAUCAGCUGGUUCGGCUGGUAUCGUCUCUUCAUUAAUGGUCACAGUGUUCAAAUGCCAGACACAUGUGUGGAUAUGAAUAGCUGUGGCACUGCUGCCCCACUGUGGCUGAGUGGAGGACAUCCAUCCGUUCAGGAUGGAGUAGUCACUCGAAGUGUCUCCGGUAGCUAUAAUAGUAACUGCUACCUCUACCAGUCCAAUCCCAUUAAAGUCAAAGCCUGUCCAGGAGGUUAUUAUGUCUAUGAGUUUGUGAAGCCAAUGUUUUUCAUUACAGCAUACUGUGCAGGAUCAGGAAUCUUCUACACAUUCGGUUCAGCAGCAGGAGACUCAUUAAAUCCUGCUUCUGAUGAUGGAAGCUCCUCUGUUUUUACACUCUUGAGUCCAUUUCAGUUCUUUGGCCGCACAUACCAGCAGAUUUACGUUAAUAAUAAUGGAUUCCUCACAUUCAGCCAGGCUUCAUCACAGUAUGCUCCCGACUCAUUUCCAGCCUAUGGAAAUCAAGAUGUAAUUGCUGGACUCUGGACUGACCUUGAUAACAGUGUGAGAGGAGUCAUCUCUUAUCAUCAAUACACCAAUGGAAGUGUUCUCACUCGCGCCACUCAGGAUAUAAACAAUUAUUUCCCAAAUCUGAACUUCACUGCUUCUUGGGUUUUUGUUGUAACAUGGAAUAAAGUGUCUUACUUCAGCUUGAUCAGCACAGAAACAUCAUUUCAAGUGGUUUUAAUCUCAGGCAGUAAUUAUUCAUUUAUUCUGAUGGAUUAUGGAGAUAUUGCUGAAACAGGACAUCUAGUUGAGGCUGGUUUUGAUACGAUAAACUCCACAAACUACUUUGUGAUUCCUGGAUCAGACAGUGGAAGCUCCAUCUCAAACCUCAAGAACUCCAGUAAUGUCAAUGUUAAAGGUCGAUGGGCCUUUAGGGUGGACAGUGGACCAAACGCAGAGACGAACCCCUCUUAUGACCCCUGCAAUAAUUACACUGUGCUGAAUGAUUCAUGGAGAUCCACCAAGAAUGCAUACAACAGUUCUUUACUAUAUUGUGACCAAGAUGUCAACUGGUUCGGCUGGUAUCGUCUCUUCAUUAAUGGUCAGAGUGCACAAAUGCCAGACACAUGUGUUGCUAUGUAUAGUUGUGGCGCUCAAGGUCCACUGUGGCUGAGUGGAGGACAUCCAACAGUUGAGGAUGGAGUGGUCACUCGAGAUGUCUGUGCUCGUGAUACCAGCUGCUGUAAUGUUAAAGCCCGUCAAAUUAGAGUCAAAGCCUGUCCAGGAGGUUUUUAUGUCUAUGAGUUAGUCAAACCAUCAAUUGGCUGCUAUAACACAUACUGUGCAGAUGUUGCGAACAUUACUGCCACUCCAGCGACAACCUUAGCUGCACCAGGAAUCUUCUACACAUUCGGUUCCACAGCAGGGGACACGAUAAAUCCUGCUGUUGAUGAUGGAAGCUCCACUGUUAUUACACUGUUGAGUUCCUUUCUGUUCUUUGGCCGCACAUACCAGCAGAUUUAUGUUAAUAAUAAUGGACAUCUCACAUUCAGCCAGGCUUCUUCACAGUAUGUUCCCUACUCAUUUCCGGCUUAUGAAGGUCAAGAUAUAAUUGCUGGACUCUGGACUGACCUUGAUAACAGAGCAAGAGGAGUCGUCUCUUAUCAUCAAUACACUAAUGGAAGUGUUCUCACUCGCGCCACUCAAGAUAUAAACAAUUAUUUCCCAAAUCUGAACUUCACUGCUUCUUGGGUUUUUGUUGCAACAUGGGAUAAAGUCGCUUACUUCAGCUUAACCAACACAGAAACAUCAUUUCAAGUGGUUUUAAUUUCAGGCAGUAAUUAUACAUUUAUUCUGAUGAAUUAUGGGGACAUUGCUGUUACAAGACACAGAGUAGAGGCUGGUUAUGACACUGUGACCUCCACAAACUACUUUGUGAUUCCUGGAUCAAUCAAUGGGAGCUCCAUCUCAAACCUCAACACCUCCAGUAAUGUCGGGGUGCAAGGCCGAUGGGCCUUCAGGGUGGACAGUGGACCAAGAAGCAACAUCUUGAAAAAAGUUGUUGGACUUCAAGUGAGGUUUUCCUCAUUUUUAGACUUCACACAGAGUGGAAACACUGAUAAUGUUUUACAGCAAGUCAAACAGCAGCUGGUCAGAUACGGUCUGCCAAACAACAUAACGCUAAAAUUAAGAAAAGUGCAGAAGAUAAAUCUGUAAACAGUGUUCUUUAAGAAAAAAAGAACUAAACCUUUGCAUUUAGGAAAUAACUCAAAUCCCACUAGUGAUGCAAAAGUCGCAACCCAGUACUAAGAAACACCAACACAAUCUCACGGCAAUUCGUAACUUUUUGACUUAGUGGCUAAUUCGUACGAAUUUGUACGAUCUAAUUCGUACAAUUUAGUACGAUUUGCUCAUCCGCCAAUGACGGUUGGGUUUAGGGGUGGGGUUAGGUGCCACGCCUCCUUUUCAGAAUUGUACAAUUUCGUAUGACUGAACUCGUACAAAUUCGUACGAAUUAGCCACUAAACUGUCAAAACGUAAAAUACUUACGUUUUCUCGUGAGAUCAGGCUGGAAACACCCAUACACUCUCACACACAUACACUAUGGCCAAUUUAGUUUAUUCACCUAUAGCGCAUAUGUUUAGACUGUGGGGGAAACGGGAGCACCUGGAGGAAACCCACACCAACACGGGGAGAACAUGCAAACUCCAUACAGAUAUGCCAACUGGCCUAACCAGGACUCAAACCAGUAACCUUCUUGAUGUGAGGUGACAGUGUUAACCACUGAGCCACCCACUGUGGUAACCAGAGUUGGGAAAAUGUUCUUUUAAUUGUAAUUCAGUACAUUACUAUCUUGCAUUAUUUCUUUAAAAAGAAGCUAAAUGUGGUACUUGGUUAACUUACUUAGGUCCAAUCACAAUUCUACCCCUUAGCCCUUGCCCUUAUCCCUACCCCUCAUUUUGCACGUUCACGUCCCUACGCCUUCAAUCUAAAGAGAAUUGGGAUACCCCUACCCCUCAUUUUGCACGUUCACGUGAAGGGGUAGGGGUGUCCCAAUUCUCUUUAGAUUAAAGACGUAGGGCUAAGGGGAAGGGGUAUACACCCCUUUGACAGAGAUUUCAGGAUCACACAAGAAACCAAGGGGAAAGAAAACUUCCCAGAAUAUACAGCGGCAGCAUGACUGGACCCGGAAGUUAGGAGAUCCACAAAUUAGUAAUUUUUGUCAUUAUUACAAAUUUUUACAACAAACAAGCUCAUGUUUUAAUACAUUUAUAACAGUGUUCGUGUUUUAUCGUCAUGCUUUAAAGAAAAAAGCUAAAACAAAAACUGUUAAAUGUCUCUAUUUAUAAUCCAUAAAAUCUCAUAUAGUAAUCCCAGAACAUUCUGACACUCAAUGACACUCGUAUACCCUGUCAGAAAAGUCUAGUGACUGAGACUGACCUUUUUACAGUGUCUGCUAUAAUGUUAAUGCUGUUUUUGUGUGUUUACAUAGAUGAAUAUGGCCACGGUGUAAAUGCACAGUACAGUUACGAUCUUAUUGCCACAUUAGAUGGUUUUGAUAACAUGAUCCUGUUGCCUUCAGUGAUUUCCUGAAGAUAAAUACCAAAAAAUAGCACAACUGGAAUAACUACAGCAGUCGGGAUCGUCUGAUCUCAUAUAGAGCAAGAGAUCGCAAUGACAUAUGAUGACGUGUGCUGCUGCUGUAGUGCUGUCCCAAUUCUUAGGGGUAAAUUCACACUUCCCCUUCACACUCUGUUUCAAGGGCCAAGGGGAAAGAGGAGGAGGAAAGGGAAGGGGUACAAAAAUAGAAUUGGAUUUGGGCCUUAAUCUUAAUCUUUAAGCAAAAUAAUGUGUUAUGUUACUUUUGCAUUAUCUUUUUAUUAUUUUUUUUUCAACUGGGCUGGGCUUGCUUGUUAGUGAUAAUAUAUUUACAAUACAUACAUAUUAAAUGUAUCCAUUAAAAACUUGUAUAGAUGAAAAAUAUAAAGCUCUUUUACACCCAAAGGGAACUGAGGAGGCUGGAAGAAAUCAGUGUUGAGGCACAACUCAAACAAAACCUUUCUGGAUGGCAUGAAGAGUAAUGGGAAAAAAAGAUCAACACUUCAGCAAUGCAAUGAAUAUGACAAGUUUGCAUUUCACACUUAUUAUUAAUUGAAUCCUGGAUCUGUUUUUGUGCAAGUCAGAACAUGUUUACAUUUACACACUACAGUCUUAUGUUUACACAUUCUGCACAACACAUCCGCUCUGAUUUCUCCCGACAGAAGAGCAGAAAG
Messenger RNA from Danio aesculapii, 5246 nucleotides. RefSeq lists its product as uncharacterized. The transcript has 19 exons. The record is from RefSeq and is a predicted model, not a curated record. Lineage: Eukaryota; Metazoa; Chordata; Actinopteri; Cypriniformes; Danionidae. The coding region runs from base 1 to 3189 and encodes 1062 amino acids. Gene Ontology annotation, biological process: cell-matrix adhesion.